CAACUCUUUUCAGAAACAAAUAUAAAGUGGGAAAAUGAGACUGCGGUCUGGGAAAACGGCUACGACGUGUUCGGAUACGCCGAGAAGCAUCAAGGCGACGCGGAGACGAAGAAGCCUGUUGUCAACCGACAGCCCGCUUCAAACCAAGGUCCUAGAGUCUUCUAAUGAUGAGUCCCCACAUUCAGACGAUGAAGUUCCCAUGAUGACUCGGCGACGACGUCCUCGCAGAGCCAGGAAAAGAGCCAUUGCUGCCAGUGAAGAAGAAACGGAUUUGGCCUUCAAGACUCCUGUUAGGUCCAUCAUGCGGCAGAAUCGAAUACUGGCUGAGAUCAACCAGAUGACUCCAGUGACUUCAACGUCCAGAAACAUCUACUCACCCAUUGUGCGUUUCCUCACGCCAAGCAAAGAGAAUAUGAAGUGCGCACGGAAGAGUAACAUUUUAAUGAGCCCAGAACAAGGUGUGUUUGGUUACGGCUCCAUUGAUCUUCUGGUCGGAGAUGAAGAUGAAGACGGUUUCAAUCCGUUCACCUUCAUCAAGAACAUACCGUCACAGUCGCAACAUUGUCAGACUCAACAUCUAGAUAUUCCGCCUAAAACUCGAAGCACCCCAGAGCCCACCCUGGUGGUUGAUCUGGAGGAGACUCUGAUGUUCAGCUCUCUGAGUGUGAUCGAGGAUGCAGAGUUCACCUUCCACACAGCGUUUCAGGACCAUCAGUACAAGGUUUACAUGAUCCUGCGACCACAUGUGCAGGAGUUUCUUCAGUCCAUGGCAAAGCUUUAUGAGCUGUUUGUCUACACAUGUGCCAAGAAGGAAUACGCCGAGAAGAUACUGGACGUUCUGGACCCACAGAGGAAACUGUUCCGGCACCGUCUGUAUCAGGAGGACUGCGCCUGCGUCCUCGGUCACUACAUCAAAGAUCUCAGCAUCCUGGGCAGGGAUCUCGCCAAGACAGCGGUUCUGGACAACGCGCCACACACAUACCCUUAUCAUCUGAUGAACACGAUUCCCAUCCAGAGCUGGUCUGGUGGAGUCGAGGACAAAGAGCUGCUGAAACUCAUCCCUUACAUGGAGAAACUGUCUGCGGCGGAGGAUUUUCGGGAGGUGCUGAAGAAGAGGAAGGACCAUUUCCACCGGCUGAUGUCUGAGGACUGACAGGACUUGUUCUUCUAACUCUCUCACUGUCGCUGCUCAUCAUUCCCUCCAUUUUUUUGCUUUUUUUUUUUUUUUUUUUUUU
This is a messenger RNA of Cynoglossus semilaevis (tongue sole), 1235 nucleotides long. It is a transcript of the gene ctdspl3, whose product is annotated as CTD (carboxy-terminal domain, RNA polymerase II, polypeptide A) small phosphatase like 3. The coding region runs from base 35 to 1153 and encodes 372 amino acids. Gene Ontology annotation, molecular function: phosphatase activity. NCBI's taxonomy places the organism in Eukaryota, Metazoa, Chordata, Actinopteri, Pleuronectiformes, Cynoglossidae. The record is from RefSeq and is a predicted model, not a curated record. The transcript has 11 exons.